CGACAUUCAGGCUGUCCCCGGCCAAGUGGCUUGAUGACAGAAUACUUUGAUGUUGGUGAAUGAUCAUAAGAAAAAAAUUAUAAAUCUUAUGCCUUCGGCGAACUGAUUUCAUUGUUAUCAGUUCUCAUUUAGAAAGAUGGAUUACAGUCCAAGAAGAGCUCUAUGUCCGGGUCAAACUCAGCUAUUUCCAUGUAUCGGAUUUCCAAGCUGGUCGUUUGAAGACUGGGCCCAAUUUGAACUUGAUACUUUGGAGGACAUUUUCAAGAGAUCAGAUUGGCAAGAAAGAGCCCUGAAACCGGCUCUAUCUUCCCUUCUCGCCCCAGCUCUCUGCGCUGUUUAUGCGACAUAUGAGGAUGACAAAAUCUCGAAUCUCGAUGACGACCGAGUUGUUUGGGGUCGGCAAUACACGCUUAAGGAUUUGUCCAGCAUCGAAGUUAAGAUACAGACAGCAGAUAGCCCCAGCUCCCCCAGCGAUAGCUUUUUUUUCCCGAUCACUGAUGACCGUGAGAGGUCUCGGUCACCGGAAUUGCUUUACCCACCGAUUGCAAACAUAGUUGAGACUAAAGAAAAGCUUCCCCCUCCCUGUGAUUCCGGAAGGUCCUCGCCAAUCUUCGUUUCUGGCUACGAAGCAGAACGACAAAGAAACGACAUAAAACAGUUCGGACGAGAGGUGGCGUCUAAGCUUGCUGAGAGAAGAGCGGAGUACGCAAAACGAAGGACGAGUCAAAUUCACGAAGAAAAGGAAAUAAUCGAGCGUAACAUAGAAGAAGCAGUCAGAAACAAAGCAAAGCAGCUUCAAAUGGCGGAUCACUUAGAGAAAGAGGGUUCAUUUCUAAAGGAGAGACGAGCCAAGCUAUGGAGAAGAUGUGCCAACAUGGCGGAAAUUUUAGCUAAGGAAGAAACAGAAGCCACACUUUGGCAGAAUAAAUAUAAGGAAGCCAUUUCAGUCGCAUCUGGGUGUUACAUGUUUUUUUAAGUAUACUAGCAUGUAGCGGAUUAACUGUAUCCUCAAUUGAGGACGUUAUGGUACACGGAAUGAUGACAACGAGGCUUCUUACCUCAACGAGGCGCUCCCACUGGGAACGAUGCUAGUUCGAGUAGGAAGAUUCCCGCGAGAAUCAGGCUGCUCCGACGAGACUGAGGCUUGUCAAGAGGAGAGAACCGGGAGAACUGAGCUCGAGUCGAGGUUCACGAGAACGAGGUCGGUCACGAGAACGAGGCUUUUAAAUCAAGUUAUGGAAAUUGGCCAGCACACCUUUACACAUAGGAGUAAAUUCAAGAAUUUUUAAUGAUUUACGGUUUUUAUCUACAUGGCCCAUGACGAACACAAACAAUCCAAUAAGAUGGUCUGGAAUGCGAUCAUUAGAGCGAACUUGUUACUUGCUUCUUUGGGCCAUUUUUUUUAUUGAGAUAAGUUAUUCAUGAUCCAAGAGAUUAUGGAUCCUAAAACUUGAAUGAUGUCUAAGUGGCGGUUAUAAUAAUUUAAGAAACAACCAUUUUGCCUUGAAGAAAUUCCUGGUCGCAGGUUUGGCCCAUUAUUUAGACUCAUAGUGGAGAUUAUUUUAGUUGCAGCAAAAAUACUAUAGGUAAGGUAGGUGAAGUCUGUUUACGAGCCUAGUGGCCUAUUAGGCCGGUGCUUAGCUCCGGUUUCUGUAGCAUGAAGCGACUAGGAGUAUUUCUACUAUGCUUAGCUUCUAUCUCUUCACAAUGAAGAGAACAAAAAUAACUACCAAAAUAAAAAAAAAUAUAAAAAAAAAAUAGAAAUAUGGAAA
Messenger RNA from Stylophora pistillata, 1772 nucleotides. RefSeq lists its product as uncharacterized. The record is from RefSeq and is a predicted model, not a curated record. Lineage: Eukaryota; Metazoa; Cnidaria; Anthozoa; Scleractinia; Pocilloporidae.